Messenger RNA from Aspergillus aculeatus ATCC 16872, 1692 nucleotides. RefSeq lists its product as uncharacterized. The transcript is spliced from 5 exons. The record is from RefSeq and is a predicted model, not a curated record. Bases 1 to 1692 code for a protein of 563 amino acids. NCBI's taxonomy places the organism in Eukaryota, Fungi, Ascomycota, Eurotiomycetes, Eurotiales, Aspergillaceae.
AUGUAUCCGAUCCAGCAAGUAAUCAGCCCAGUGGCUUUUCCCAACCCAACCGUGACAGUCGCCUCGGGGAUUGUCAUCGGGACCACGCAGGCCCUCCCCUCCAGUACAGAAACAGCCAAUGUGUAUCUGGGGAUCCCCUACGCCCAGUCGCCCCCCGUGCGAUUCGCACCUCCCGAAGAGCCAGCGCCAUGGCCGUCUCCCAUCUAUGCCCAGGAGUUCAAACCCUCCUGUAUGCAGGUCUUUGCCGACUUCAACAGUGCGUAUACCGUGCUCCUUGUAUUGGAAUCCCGCCAACCAACCAUGCAGAGAUGCCGCAAGCCGACGGACGAGGACUGUCUGUAUCUGAAUGUCUGGACUCCUGGGGGAUCGAAUGCCACAGACCUAGCGGUGAUGGUCUGGAUUUAUGGCGGGAAUCUGGCCUGGGGCACAUCAUCAGACCCAUUCACAGCGGGCACCGCCCUCGCCGUCCGUGAAAACAUCAUCGUCGUGAGCUUCAACUAUCGUCUAAGUAUCUUUGGCUUCUCCCACUCGCCCUCCCUUCCCCUCACCCACCGCAACGCAGGUUUCCUCGACCAACGUCUCGCCCUAGACUGGGUACAGCGCAACAUCCACGAAUUCGGCGGCAACGCGUCCAAAGUGACCAUCUUCGGCCAGUCCGCCGGCGGCUACUCGGUGCAACAACUGCUGGCUGCACCCCCGGGCCCGAAAGACCGACCCCCCUUCCGCGCCGCGAUCAUGCAGUCGUUUGCGCGCGCGUUCGGCGGCAACGGGACAGCCAACUACCUCAACGCGGCGGAGCACUUCAACUGCACCGAGAAAGACGAGGAGGUCCUCGCAUGCCUGCGCCGCGUCGACGCAGUCGAGCUACGCGACUACGCCGCGCAAGCAGAACUCGACUUCGCCCCCGUUGAGGACCACCACACGUGUAUCACUAACGUAACGGACCACAUCCUGAACGGGCCGGGGUUGGCGGACGUGCCGCUGCUACUGGGCUCCACGCGCGACGAGCUCAGUGGCAUGGUGUACGCCCUGUCCUCCAACGCCACGGACCCGGUGCACACCACCUGGCAUCGCGUGCACGACCGACUGAUCAGUACCGGGCUGCGGCACGAUCCUCCGUUCGCGACAACAGCCGAGGAGAUACGGAAACAGGCGGACGAGGCAGCAGCGAAGCUCCUCUCCUCCUCCUCCUCCUCCUCCUCCUCGUCGCUGUCGAAGAAUAAAUACGGCCCGCUUGUUCGUCUCGCUAGCGAUAUCGUCUUUACUUGUCCGACUAGUCGAGCUUGCAAUGUGACUACCGCCAGCAGCAGCAGCAGCAGCAGCAGCAACAAACGCAGGUCCGGUGUCUGGCGGUAUCGGUGGUCAACGGAGGCGGCGCCCCCCGGGACGAUCAUCCCCAAUCACGGGGCGGUGCACGGGGCGGAGAUCCCCGCCAUCUUCGGCACGUAUCCGCCAGACAUGCCCGCGGACACGCUGGCCAUGACUGUCUACAUGCAAGAAUUAUGGGCGGGGUUCGCCAAGCAUCCCGUCGCCGGGCCUGAUUUCAACCCCUCCGAACCGCAUGACCAGCCCACUGUGGCUGACUUGUGGUACAAUAGUUCGUCCCAUAAGGUUGAUGUCGCUGUCACCGAGGUCGACGGUUGGUGUGUGUGGCUGUUGCCCGUCGCGGAGCGGUUGGGGUUUACUUGGUAA